AAAAAAUAAAAUGCGAAGCCAUUACGCUCAAAGCUCCUCUUCAGCUGCUGCGCCCCAUAGUCUUCAAGGAGCUUCUUCCUUACGCUCGACCCUUCUCCGCUUCCCAGAAUGUCUCUGGUGGCCAACGAGGAUUUUCAGCACAUUCUGCGUGUGUUGAACACCAACGUUGAUGGGAAGCAAAAGAUAAUGUUUGCACUGACCUCCAUCAAGGGUAUCGGUCGGCGAUUUGCCAACAUUGUCUGCAAGAAGGCUGAUGUUGACAUGAACAAGAGGGCUGGAGAACUAAGCGCUGCUGAGCUAGACAACCUCAUGACUAUCGUUGCAAACCCUCGCCAGUUUAAGAUCCCAGACUGGUUCUUGAACAGGCAGAAGGACUACAAGGAUGGCAAAUAUUCCCAGGUUGUCUCCAAUGCUCUUGACAUGAAGCUCAGGGAUGACCUUGAGCGCCUCAAGAAGAUCAGAAACCACCGUGGUCUGAGGCACUAUUGGGGGCUGAGGGUGCGUGGCCAGCACACCAAGACUACUGGCCGUCGGGGAAAGACUGUUGGUGUCUCCAAGAAGCGCUGAUGGAUGCCUUGUUUUGCUCUUUCUGUUGACUGGAGAAGGGGCUUUCGUGUUAAUUUCAUCACUACAAUGUUUUAUCUCGUAUAAAGAUUAUUUUUAUAUAUAUAUUUAGAAUCAAUAUCUUCAUGGAUUCGGGGCUUUGCCGUUUGUAUUGCUUUUGGGUCUGACCAUUGAGCAGCGUACCCGGUAGUCGAUUUCAACAA
Tarenaya hassleriana is the source of this 767-nucleotide messenger RNA. RefSeq names its product 40S ribosomal protein S18. Gene Ontology annotation, molecular function: structural constituent of ribosome; RNA binding. The transcript has 4 exons. The record is from RefSeq and is a predicted model, not a curated record. Lineage: Eukaryota; Viridiplantae; Streptophyta; Magnoliopsida; Brassicales; Cleomaceae. Gene Ontology annotation, biological process: translation. Gene Ontology annotation, cellular component: small ribosomal subunit; cytosol; ribosome. Bases 109 to 567 code for a protein of 152 amino acids.